CCGUCAUAAGAAAAAAAUUUCCGUGAUUCAGCGCUCGCCCGUGGCACUAAAAAUACGUGGCAUUGGAGUCAAGCCAUGUAACAACACCGCGGCGAAACCAUCAGUUCGCAACAUGGACAAGGAGGAGAUAGAACGUUUGCUGAAUACCCCUUCGGAUAUGCGAUCUUGCAAACACGUUGGUCUGUCGGACAAAGUGGCGUUGUUCAACAAAAAGGCAGACCAGCACGUGGACACACAGACCAAGAACCCGUUCAGCGCUGCUGAGGGAGUGACUAUCGAUAAGCCGAAACUUGACAAGAAUGACCCAAACUACGGCAGACCUGUAGCUGGUUCAAAGACGGACAUUCGAGGCAAGAGGGCAUACACACACAUCAGCAAAGAGGUCCUACAGCUGUGUCAGAUUAUCUAUGAGAAUGGCGUACCAAUUGAAGAGAUUACAGAGGAUGGGCAUAACCAGAUUGUAAUCACUUUUGGAGAACUGUUUCAGAUCUACACCAGUAUUUCAAAUAAGGUUGUUGGAGUGCUUCUCCGUGCAAGAAAACACAAGUUUCUUGAUUUUGAAGGUGAAACAUUAUUUCAGAGAAGAGAUGAUGAUGUUCCUAUCAUACUACGCAAGUCGCUUCCAGAAAUUGGAGCAAUAUUCCAGGAUCAGAUGGAGAAAGUUGCACAGGGAUGCCUUUCCGAUAACUGACUGCCUGUUCUGGAAAUCACACGUAGGAAUCAACAACAAAAACGUGAUGUACAUUGUUUCACACACAGCUUUUAGAUCCUGACAAUACGAUGUAGUGGAAUGAAGUCUUGAAGACUGGGAAAGUAUAAUCCAUAAAAAAA
Zootermopsis nevadensis is the source of this 831-nucleotide messenger RNA. Its product is annotated as actin-binding Rho-activating protein. NCBI's taxonomy places the organism in Eukaryota, Metazoa, Arthropoda, Insecta, Blattodea, Termopsidae. The record is from RefSeq and is a predicted model, not a curated record. Gene Ontology annotation, biological process: positive regulation of transcription by RNA polymerase II; positive regulation of Rho protein signal transduction. Gene Ontology annotation, cellular component: sarcomere. Gene Ontology annotation, molecular function: actin binding.